GGCCCAGAUCUCCCCGCUCCCCGCAUCCCCAGAGCCCCCCCUCCAGGACCGCGCCGCCUCCCCCGGGCACCAUCGGCGCCUUCCGUCGCUCCAGCUUUCAGGGCUGGUUGGCGGGUGCCACGGUGUUGAGCGACUGCCCUGCGAAAGGAGGGAGAAUAGGCUGGAACCACCCACCACACGCCUGCCGCAAGAUGCUGCUCCUGCUGCUGAGCGUGGUGCUAAUUCCAGAUCCUGGCUCUGGGGCGCUGGGACUCAACAGCACGACAGGCUGUGAAAUCAUCCACCCGCCCCGGGACGGGGGGAUCCGAUACCGGGGCCUCACCCCGGACCAGGUGCAGACAGUGCGCUUCCUGCCCUUCGACUAUGAGAUCGAGUAUGUGUGCCGGCCUGACCGCGAGAUCGUGGGGCCCAAGGUGCGCAAGUGUCUGCCCAACGGGACCUGGACUGAGAUGGGCCAUGCCAGCCGCUGCCUGCGGACUUGUCCCAAGAUACACCUGAGCUUGGAGAACGGGCAGGCGGUGCCACGCAGCAUGGAGCGGGUUCCUGUGGAGGGCACCUGGGUGGAAUAUCACUGCAAUCCUGGCUUCCGCCUUGUGGGUAGCGCCCGCAGCAACUGCACCAAGGUGGGGCGCUGGAGCUUCCCCAAACCUAUCUGCGAACUGCGACGCCCGAUCUCCACAGGCAGGCGGGCGGUGCACAUCGGGGCGCUCUUCCCCAUGAGCGGCGGCUGGCCGGGGGGCCAGGCCUGUCUGCCCGCCGUGCGCAUGGCGCUGGAGGACGUGAACAGACGCCGGGACAUCCUGCCGGACCACGAGUUGCGCCUCAUCCACCACGACAGCAAGUGCGACCCAGGCCAAGCCACCAAAUACCUGUAUGAACUGCUCUACAAUGACCCCAUCAAGAUCAUCCUUAUGCCCGGCUGCAGCAGCGUCUCCACCUUGGUGGCUGAGGCCGCCCGCAUGUGGAACCUCAUUGUGCUGUCAUACGGCUCCAGCUCCCCAGCACUCUCCAAUCGCCAGCGAUUCCCCACCUUCUUCCGCACCCACCCCUCAGCCACUCUGCACAACCCCACACGCGUCCAGCUCUUCAAGAAGUGGGGCUGGACCAAGAUCGCCACCAUCCAGCAGACCACGGAGGUCUUCACCUCGACCCUGGAUGACCUGGACCAGCGGGUGAAGGAGGCUGGCAUCGAGAUCACCUUCCGCCAGAGCUUCUUCUCUGACCCCGCUGCGCCUGUCCGCAGCCUCAAGCGCCAGGAUGCCCGCAUCAUCGUGGGGCUCUUCUACGAGACCGAAGCGCGCAAGGUCUUCUGUGAGGUGUACAAGGAGAAGCUAUAUGGGAAGCGGUACGUCUGGUUCUUGAUCGGCUGGUACGCCGACAACUGGUUUCGCAUCAAGGACCCUGCCAUCAACUGCACGGAGGCAGAGAUGGCGGAGGCAGUGGAGGGGCAUGUCACUACCGAGAUCGUCAUGCUGAACCCCGAGAACACCCGCAGCAUCUCCAACAUGACCUCCCAGGAGUUCAUUGAGAAGCUGCAGAAGCGGCUGGGCAAGAACCCGGAGGAGACGGGAGGUUUCCAGGAGGCGCCGCUGGCCUACGACGCCAUCUGGGCCCUGGCCCUGGCGCUCAACAAGACCUCGGCCGAGCUGGUGAAGAAGGGGCUGCGACUGGAGGACUUUAACUACAACAACAAGAAUAUCACAGAUGAGAUCUACCGCGCCCUCAACUCCUCUGCCUUUGAGGGCGUGUCGGGUCACGUGGUAUUCGACGCCAGUGGCUCCCGCAUGGCCUGGACCCUCAUCGAACAGCUUCAGGGUGGAGUCUACAAGAAGAUCGGCUACUAUGACAGCACUAAGGACAACCUCUCCUGGUACAACAAUGACAAGUGGAUUGGGGAUGCCCCCCCAGCUGACUAUACCAAGGUGAUCACCACCUUCCGUUUCCUGUCGCAGAAGCUCUUCAUCUCAGUGUCGGUGCUCGCAAGCCUGGGCAUCCUGCUGGCCAUCGUCUGCCUGGCCUUUAACAUCUACAACGGGCACGUCCGGUACAUCCAGAACUCCCAGCCCUAUCUCAACAACAUGACGGCCGUGGGCUGCACGCUGGCGCUGGCCGCUGUCUUCCCCCUGGGGCUGGAUGGCUACCACAUUGGGUCUGGGCUCUUCCCCUUCGUCUGCCAGGCCCGGCUCUGGCUGCUGGGGCUGGGGUUCAGCCUGGCCUAUGGCAGCAUGUUCACUAAGAUCUGGUGGGUGCACACCGUCUUCACCAAGAAAGAGGAGAAGAAGGAGAGACGCAAGACCCUGGAGCCCUGGAAGCUGUACGCCACCGUGGGGCUGCUGGUGGGACUGGACGUGGUCGUGCUGGCUGUCUGGCAAAUCAUUGACCCACUGCAUCGCACCAUCGAGGAAUUCACCAAAGAGGAACCGAAAACCGACAUUGACGUCUCGAUCCUGCCCCAGCUGGAGCACUGCAGCUCCACCAAGAUGAACACCUGGCUGGGGAUAUUCUAUGGGUUCAAGGGGCUGCUGCUGCUGCUGGGCAUCUUCCUGGCCUACGAGACCAAGAGCGUCUCCACUGAAAAAAUAAAUGACCACCGAGCUGUGGGCAUGGCCAUCUACAACGUGGCGGUGCUGUGUCUGAUCACCGCCCCCGUCACCAUGAUCCUGAACAGCCAGCAGGACGCAGCCUUUGCCUUCACCUCACUGGCCAUCGUCUUCUCCUCCUACAUCACCCUGGUGGUGCUCUUCGUGCCCAAGAUGCGGCGUCUGAUCACCAGGGGCGAGUGGCAGUCAGAGCAGCAGGAUACCAUGAAAACGGGCUCAUCCACCAACAACAAUGAGGAGGAGAAAUCCCGGCUGCUGGAGAAGGAGAACAGGGAGCUGGAGAAGAUCAUUGCAGAGAAGGAGGAGCGCGUCUCUGAGCUCCGCCAGCAGCUCCAGGACCGGCAGCAGCUGCGCUCCCGGCGCCGCCCCUCCAACCCCUCCUCGCGGGAUGGCUGUGCCACCGACAACCACUUCACCAAUGCGGCUGGGCCCGUGCCCACCCUCUACCAACCCAGCCUGCCUCUGGUGCGCUGCCUUGUCUCUGAGCAGACCGACAAGCUGGGCCGCAGCAACUGUGAUGGCAGCCGCGUCCACCUGCUCUACAAAUGACUUCUGAGGUGGCAGGGCCUGAGAAGGGGGCGGGACCCAGGAAGGGGUGGAGCUAAAUAAUGUCUCUUUCCCCCUCCCUCUCCCCUCCCAUCACAUCUCUUAGCUUGUAAAAUCUCUCUGUAUCAGUCCAUCUUCCCUUCCCCCAUACAAGAUCUGGGUGCCAAGUGAUGUCCAGGUGCAGAGUAAAAUGUGCACCUCGCCUGAUGUAUCCUGAGUGGCUCUAGCUGGGGCAGUGUCAGGUGGGAGGGGGCAGCUGCUUAUAACCAAGGCGAUGUGGGGAGGGCAGGGUGAAUCGAGAAGGGAAAGUUACCCCUUGAGCACACCAGCAAGGUGUGCAGUCUCACUGUAGCACAGAGUCAGACCUGCUGGCCCCCAACGUACAGUCAUGCACAGCCGGAUCUAGUUACUGGGACAUACAGUCAAGGUGUAGUGCACAACCGGAUUUAGUUAUUCAUAUGUACAGUAUUAUUGUAGCCUAGAACCAGGUUUGGUUAUAUGUAAGUACAAUCAGACUGUAACUCACAGCCAGAUCUGGUGAUUUGUAUGUACGAUCAAACUGUAGUGCACAGGUGAGUCUGAUUACUGUAAUGUACUGUCAGACUGUAGUGUAAAACCAGGUCUGAUUUACCUGUAAGUACAGUCAAACUGUAGUGCACAUGUGGGUCUGGUACAGUUGGAUUGGAGUGCCAAACCAGACCUGGUUACAUGUAUGUUUAAACUAGUGAACAGCUGGCUCUGGUUCCAUGUGAGUGCAGUUUGACUGUAGCACACAACCAGAUCUGGUUACUUGUAUGUACAAUCAGACUGUAGCACACAACUGGGUCUGGUUACUUGUCUGUACUAUCAAAAUGUAAUGCACAGACGAGUCUGGUUACUGUAAUGUACUGUCAGACUGUAGUGUACAACCAGAUCUGGUUUCUCAGUUGCACUUUAGUGAACAACUGGAUCUGGUUAAUAUUGUG
Molecule: messenger RNA, 4111 nt
Organism: Gopherus evgoodei (Goodes thornscrub tortoise)
Lineage: Eukaryota; Metazoa; Chordata; Testudines; Testudinidae
Gene: GABBR1
Product: gamma-aminobutyric acid type B receptor subunit 1
Exons: 24
Coding region: 192-3149 (985 amino acids)
Biological process (GO): G protein-coupled receptor signaling pathway; gamma-aminobutyric acid signaling pathway
Cellular component (GO): G protein-coupled receptor heterodimeric complex; membrane
Molecular function (GO): G protein-coupled GABA receptor activity
Source: RefSeq, a predicted model, not a curated record